Alexandromys fortis (reed vole) is the source of this 7304-nucleotide messenger RNA. RefSeq names its product zinc finger protein 329 (gene Znf329). Gene Ontology annotation, biological process: regulation of transcription by RNA polymerase II. NCBI's taxonomy places the organism in Eukaryota, Metazoa, Chordata, Mammalia, Rodentia, Cricetidae. Gene Ontology annotation, molecular function: RNA polymerase II cis-regulatory region sequence-specific DNA binding; DNA-binding transcription factor activity, RNA polymerase II-specific. The coding region runs from base 238 to 1806 and encodes 522 amino acids. The record is from RefSeq and is a predicted model, not a curated record. The transcript has 2 exons.
GCGUAUGCGUCGGGUUUCACGGAGGCCGUGGGCUUUUCGGGCUCACCGGGAGGGUGUGGCCGGGAUGCUGCUGUCCUGGCGGGUGUGCACGCCCCCGGUCGGAGAGGUCCGUCCCUUUCUGGCUGCUGCGAACGCUCCUCCUCUGCGCUGCUAUCGUAUGGAAAAUGAGACUGAAAAAUAAUAGCUCAGAAUGUUUCUGAAGAAGAAGAAGAAGAAGAAGUUUCCUUUGAGGUAGAAAUGGAAGGAUUUAAAAGAGAGGGACUCUGCUUCCCCAUUUUAGGUGACAAUUGGGACUGUGAGAACCAGGAAAGAAAUAUGAGGCAGUCUUCUUUAACUGAUGAGAAAACAGGGGUUCAGGAAACAAACUGUGAUGAUCUUGGUGUGGGGGAGCAUUUGAGUACAAAUCCAGCCCUUCUAGAAUCUCAGAGAGUUCCUACAACAAAUGGCUUUCAUGUUCAUAACUCAGAUAUUAAAACUUUUGAUUGUGAUCAAACCUUACAUAGUUGUCCCCAGAGUUAUACAGCUAAGGAAACUGGUGAUGGUAAUGCUUGUGAAAAAGCCAUCCAUCCUUCCGUGGAAGUCACUCAACUUGCAAGAAACCAAAUGAAAGACAAACCCUAUAAAUACACAGAAAGUAUUAAAUCUCUAAACCACUUUACUACUCCCCUUUGUGACAAAAAAAUUAAGAAAAGAAGCAAAAAAUUUUACAAAGGUAAGGACUUUGGGGACAUUCUGGCCCUGAACUCAUCUCUUAAUGAAAAAAGAAGUCAUUCCAUUGAGAAGCCCUUUAAAUGCACUGAAUGUGGCAAGUGCUUCAAACGGAACUCUUCUCUUGUUUUACACCAUCGAACUCACACUGGUGAGAAACCUUACACCUGUGAUGAUUGUGGAAAAUCAUUCUCCAAGAACUACAACUUGAUUGUACAUAGAAGGAUUCAUACAGGAGAGAAACCCUAUAAAUGCAAUAAAUGUGGGAAAGCUUUCAGUGACGGAUCAGCUCUGACACAACACCAGAGGAUUCACACAGGUGAGAAGCCUUAUGCCUGUCUAGAAUGUGGAAAAACUUUCAACAGAAAUUCAUCCCUGAUUUUGCAUCAAAGAACUCAUACAGGGGAAAAGCCGUAUAGGUGUAAUGAAUGUGGGAAACCCUUCACUGACAUCUCUCACCUUACUGUACAUCUACGAAUCCACACCGGCGAGAAGCCUUAUGAGUGUAGCAGAUGUGGAAAGGCUUUCCGAGAUGGCUCAUACCUCACUCAGCACGAGAGGACACACACUGGAGAGAAGCCUUUUGAAUGUGUAGAGUGUGGGAAAUCCUUCAAUCGCAAUUCUCACCUCAUUGUGCAUCAGAAAAUUCAUUCUGGGGAGAAACCCUAUGAAUGUAAAGAGUGUGGGAAAACGUUCAUUGAGAGUGCGUACCUCAUCAGGCACCAGAGAAUUCACACUGGUGAGAAGCCCUAUGGUUGUAACCAGUGUCGUAAACUCUUCAGGAAUAUUGCUGGACUUAUCCGGCACCAGAGGAUUCAUACUGGUGAAAGGCCUUAUGAGUGUAAUCAGUGUGGUAAAGCUUUUAGGGAUAGUUCUUGUCUGACCAAGCACCAGAGGAUUCACACUAAGGAGACUCCAUACCAGUGUCUGAAGUGUGGAAAGUCCUUCAGGCAGAACACUCACUUGGUAGUACACCAGCGACUCCAUAACAGGGAGGGUCCCAGCCAGUGUCCUCAAUGUGGGAAAAUAUUUAGAAGGAGCUGGUGUCUUGUCCGACAUCAGAGAACACACCUUGAAGAACAGCCCGUGGAAGCAUAAUUAAUGUUGGCCAAACUUUUCUUGAAUGAACAGAGGAGAGGUGUCUUCAGAUAUGACUUCCCUUGUUAACAGAAAAGAAUUUGAGUAUGAAAUAUCCUAUAAUCCCAUUAAUUCUGUUAUUGGGGAAACUCCUGAAGAGAGGGUUGAUUGGUAAUCAGUGUAGAAAGGCUUGAGGGAUGAUUCAGCCUUACCAGACUUGUAGUGCAGACACUGAAAUAGAGCACCUGGAAGUGAGGAUGGUAUUUCCCUAAGAACCUGUGAAUGCAUUCAGUACAUAAUCAAUAGGAGGCAUUCUUAAUAGUGAGUAUCAUCUUACUGUAUAUAGGCUAGUGCUUAGUAGACGCCAAGCUUGUAAGUGUAAUUGGGAAGAACUCUUUCGUCAGGAGUUUUUACUGUCUUUCCCGUUUCAGCAAAGGCAUAGUGGUGAGAGAUCUCACACACGCCCCAUGACAGCCACAGUUUUAGUUGAAUUUGCUGUUCAAAUGCACUUGUGUUUCAUAGUGCUGCCAGAACACUGAGGACUCAUUUAGUGAGCUGAAACUGGACGUAGGAGUUGUUUGUGAUUGAAAUGAAGUUUUCCCUUUUAAGACUAACGUGCUCUCCAUGAUGGAAAGGGCUGCUUCUAAGAAAUAGUAUCCAUUGCUUUAGUUGUUGAACAAGCAAACAUUGAGUUGUAUUUCAGUUAUCUCUUGCCUUCACCAUUGACGAUCAUUUAGGACACUAAUUUGUUCAGAGUUAAGGUCAUUUGAAGCGAAAUCUAAAGGUUUUCUUGCAAUACUAAAAAUGCUUAAAUCAUUACAAAAGAAGGCAUAAAAUAGAUUUAUUAUCAUUACAGUCAUGUUAAGAGUAUUCAUAUUAGGUUAGCAGUGGGUGAUGGAAAAAAUUUAAUGGCUUUCUUAGGAGACUACAUUUAUAUAAUUUUCCUUGUUAUACAUUUUUAUAUAACUGAUAGUGUAUAUAAAAGUGAAGCUAAAAGGAAAGAUAUUUGGUAUUUUUCAUGGACCUUUGCCAGUGAAUAGAGGCCAAAGAUAUUGUUAGACAUUAUAAAGGCUAGAUCAUAGUGACAGGAAGCUGUAAGCAUCUACAGGUGUAUAUAGACAGAACUUUCUCUGAAAUCAGCGUAUCCUGAGCUUAGGAUCAUUUCUUCUGGACCUUGUAUUAUGAAGAUUACGGCAUUGUGGAGGAAGAGGUUUAUCAGUUUGAGGAUAGGGAGGAGAAAGUUAAAGAAAAAUCUGGAAUAAUCCUAGCAUGUCCUUUCUCAGUUCACUGCUGGCUAAAUGAAAGCUAGACAAUUUGUUUGAUGGUUUCAAAGUCCUGUGAGCUGAUCUGGUAAUAUUGACUUGAUCCUGUAUUUUCUGGUUCUUAGGGAGGGAGACUCAUAAGUCUAUUUUGAGAUGAUUAAAGCUGUUGAGUAGAUUGAUAAGGAAGUCAGACAUCUCUGUAUGGAUGCCCUUCUUUGACAGGAAAAACAAUCACACGAUGGAGAUGGAGAGGUAGUGGUUAAGAGCACUUGUUAUGCUUGCAGAGGACCAUGGUUUGGUUUCUUGCACCCACAUGGUGGAAAAGCUAUUGGUGCCUAGUAGAUAGAGGCCAAAGAUACUGUCAGACUCUUACAAAGAUAACCCUUGGAACAGUUAAUUCAUCUCAGAAUAUUAAGAGUGCUGAGAUUGAGUUAUAUAUAUUUCUUUUGUAUACUUUUCAACCUCAUCAUUUGAAAAAUUGGUCUCAUGUUCCCAUGAGAGAUACAGUCAUGUAUAACUUACAGAUUGUCUCUAUAUAGUGGUUCUCAUCCUUCCUACUGCUGAGACUCUUUAAUGCAGUUCCUCUUGUUGUGGUGACUCCCAAUCAUAAAAUUAUUUUCAUUACUACUUCAUAGUUACUUCAUAACUAUAAUUUUGUUACUGUUAUGAAUUGUAAUGUAAACAUCUGUUUUCCAGUGGUCUUAGGUAACCCCUCGGCUGUUUAACCCCCAGGGGUCAUGACAUACAGGUUGAGAACUGCUGCCAUAUAGGGUGAGAUGUCUCAGUAAGACAUGAAAACUAGUGGACUCACUCAAGGACUGGACACUUGCUGUCUGUUACUCUCAAGUAAAACAUGAAUGUACCACAGUGUUAAUGUUAGCAGUGUCCUUGCUUUUUGAGUCUGCAUUCUAGAUUCUGGAAUAGGAAAUUAGCACCAGACCAGCGGAUGGUCUGAGGGCACGCACCCCAAGGAGGAGGUGUCAGCUAUGAAAUUGGAGUGAGUCCACAUGGGGUUUGUGUGAUGUGUGAAUGGUUUCCCCUUGUUCUUUUCUAAAAUAAUUGGUCUCAAAUGACCAGAAUAAUAAUUGUAAUGAAAAUAACUACUCUAUAGAAGAUGGAUACUUCUGACUAAAGACGGAAAGGUGAGAUUUGAAUUGGGAGAGUUCCAGAUGACUUCUAGUGCAGCCUGGGUGAUUGUUGAUGUUAGGCCUGAGUGGCUGGGGAGCAGGACAGAGAGGAGACUGUCCUCGAACUCUGACUGCUCUUUGGACUGGAAGGGGAGGGGGAGGGGGAGAGGGAGGGAAAUGGGAGGAGGGGAGGAGGUGAAAAUUUGUAAUAAUAAUAAAAGGAAAAAAAAAAGUCCCAUUUAAUCACCCAGGCCCUUAAUAGGCAGAGAACGUUGGCUGGAAUCAGAUGUAGAAAGUGAAGGUAGAGUAUUUCAAAGAAUGAACAUUUACUUUACUUUUUCUGUCUUUGAAGAGCUUUUAAUUUACCCGUUUCUGGCUUUAAUGCUGGAAUGUCCACAAUGUAGGUAGCUUUUGGAAGCCAGAGAGGCAAGAAAAUGGAUUCUCCCCUAGAAGGACCUAUUCCUGUUCUUCCUGUUCUUAUUAGUCUAGUGUAAGUGAAUUGAUUCCAGUCUUUUUUUAUUUAUUUAUUUAUUAUGUAUACAAUAUUCUGUCUGUGUGUAUUCCUGCAGGCCAGAAGAGGGCACCAGACCCCUUUACAGAUGGUUGUGAGCCACCAUGUGGUUGCUGGGAAUUGAACUCAGGACCUUUGGAAGAGCAGGCAAUGCUCUCAACCUCUGAGCCAUCUCUCCAGCCCCCUGAUUCCAGUCUUAAACGGAGAGAACUGCUGUGUGGUUUUAAGCCACAGUGUUUGUGAUCAUUUAUUGUAUUAUCUAUAGGUGGUGUCCCUCACAUGUUCUUUUAGACGCCUGACAGAAGUGUUUUGUGUGUGUUCUCUUAGCCAGCAAGUUAAUAAACCAACCCCUUCCACUCCAUAUCCACAAAAAAAGUUUAAUAAGGAAAAAAGAAUUCUGUUGGCUCUGGCUUCUGUCCUUUCACCAUUUUAACAGCCCUGAUUUUUAGUACUGGUUUAGAGAAUUAAAUCCUGUGAGGUGUGACGGCACACACCUUUAAUCCUAGCACUUGGGAAGCAGAGACUAGCAGAUCUCUUGUGAAUUAGAGGUCAGCCUUGUCUACCUAGUGAAUUCCAGGACAGCCAAGCUACAAGUGAGACCCUGCCUGAAACAACAAAAAUCAAUAAUAAAUUAAAAAUAAUAAAUUAAAAAAUUAAUAAAUCCUGUGAAUGAGUAGAAAAGAUAAAGAGUAGAUUUCCCUUAAGUUUACUCCCCCCCACCCCCACUGACUUGGGUGGCCAAGAAGGUACAUUUCAGCACCCCAAAGCUUGUCUACAGUCUAAGAAUGCAAUGUCCACAGCUGAUUUUGGGAGCAUUUAUAAUUAUGGCCACUGUCUUAGUAGUUUCCAUUAACCCACAUUAUUUUGAUGCUAAAGUUAUCAGUGCUCAAGUGUGGCUGCAGAUUGUUCAUUAGACUGGCCCAACUUCAUGUCUCUUAGUUCAGCAGCUGCGUAGAGUACCUGCAGUACAGUCAGAGUUGCUACUCUAGCUGAAAGCUGAACGAGGUGUUUACAAUUGAGCAGGGGAGGAAAACAGGUUUGUAUCAUGUGUCAGAUGGUGGUUGAUGCCUGGGAGGACAAUAAAGCUGAGAAAGGGGAUGGGAUGUAUGUGUUGUAUAGAAGUGAUUACAGUUUUGAAAACAGGUCACUGAGAUGAUUCCUAAUGACCUAUCAAAUAUGAGGGAAGGAGCCAGUAGUUACUUAGGGAAGAAAUAUUCUUCCAGAGGCAAGAACAUACUGUAUUUGAGGAAUAGCCAGGAGACCAUUGUGAUUAGAAUGGAUGAUGUGAAAUGGGGCCAGGGAUGUAAUAGAGAGCCAUUAAUUAAAAUACUGUUGCCAGGCCAAAAAAAAAAAAAAAAAAGAUUUUGAAAACAACUAUGAUAAUCUGUAUAAUUGUUGAAGGUACUCUCCCCAAGGAUGUAUUGCACAUCUCCAGCCCUGUGAAUUUAGGCUUGAUCAUUCACUUCCUUUCACAAUGAAAGGCAAUUGCAUGUGUGUUAUGCAACAAGAGGUUAGGAUUUGGGGGAAGAAACCUUCCAUCAUGUCAGCUACAGGUGGGAGCCGUUAAGCCGUAAGUGAAUUUCUUUAUGAGCAGUAUUUAAAGAAGAGGGUUUAUUGUAGAGGCAGGUGUAGAGAACAAAACUUUGCAAAAAAAAAAUUUCAUUUGCAAGAAAACAUCUGAAAAUAAAUGUUUUCAGAAUUAUGAACAAUCAAGCAGAAGAAAGUAACUCAUAUAUAAGUAUAUGCCUGUACCUAGGCUUGAUAACCACAGACAUUCAGCAUUAAUGGUCAUUUUUCAUAAACUAAUAUUCAAGCUUUAAAAAUUAAGUGUUCUGUUCAGUUGCUCUUAGUAUUCUCUCUUAAGGUUGUUAAAUCACCUCCAUUCUGUAAUUUCAGUACAUUUUUCAUUAACCACAGGAAAGACUUUUGUACCUGUUAGCAUUUUUCUACUCCAAGACCCUGGCAACCACUGAUCUAUUUUCUGUGUGUAUUUGGAAUUCUAUACAUUGCAUGUCCAUAGAAAAAUAAAACAUAUGGCCCUUUGUCACUAAUUGAUUUCACUUAGCAUAUAUUUUCAAGGUCAUGUUGUACUAGAAAUCCUUUUUGUGGCUGAAAAAAUUUCACCAUAUGAUUAAAACCAUAUUUUGUUUAUUGAUUGAUGGACAUUUCAGCUUGUACUUUUUGACUAUUAAGAAUGUUGCUUUGAACAAAUAUACAAACUCAUGUGCCAAUACGUUUUCAGUACUUUUGGGUAGAAUCUUAGUGGAAUUGCUUGGUCUUUGCCUUUUGAGGAACUGAUGUUAAUAUCACUUGAACUAUUUUAUGUUUCUACCAGUGAUGUAUGACUGCUCUGACUUCUUACCAUGUCCUUACCAAAUUUAUUAUUUUUUGUUCUAAUGGUGUGAAGUGUUAUCUUGUGAUUCGGGAAUUUUUUUUUAUAGUUAAAAUCGAUACCUUAUCCCACAGGUCAGCAUUUUUUCCUGCAAGGGCAACAGUGUUUUUUUAAACUGUACUGCACUACUCAACCACAUGUGACUGCAAUGUGCAAGUAGCUAUUAAUGAUUUGUAAGCAUACCAGUGUGGAUGUGUCCAAUAAAAUUUUACUUAUGGACUCUGAAA